This is a messenger RNA of Miscanthus lutarioriparius, 918 nucleotides long. Lineage: Eukaryota; Viridiplantae; Streptophyta; Magnoliopsida; Poales; Poaceae. The record is from the annotation of a GenBank genome assembly.
AUGAGGCAGGAGGCGGCGACGACCGGCUCCUGCACCACGAAGAUCCUGAGCAUCCCCAUCACGCCCAUCGAUGCUGCUGCGGUUGCUCGUCGUCUUCGCCGAGAUGGGGACGGGAAUGGGGAUCGGCUGUGCGCGGUGCGCCUGUGCCGUCCUUCCGUCGACUCGGCGCGACCCCUGUCAGUGUCCGGCCCAUGGUCCCAGCGCGACACCGUCGUGGGCCGACCCAAGGGAAACUAUCGCGGUCUGAUCACUUUUGGCCCAACGGACCUGUGCCGUCUGCCAGCAGCCAACGCCAAAACCGCUCGGGAACCAGAUGAGGUGUGGGACCGUGAGAGGCUCGGCUACCUCUCCUGCAAAAUGGCUAUGGCAAUGGCUUCCUUCGUCGCCGCUUCGCACCACCACGGCAGCCACCUGGCCGCCGGCUUCCCCUUCUCCUCGCGAGCAGGCAGGAGCGUCGGCCGCAGCGGCGCCACCAUCUCCAUGAGAGCCCAGAAGAAGAAGAGCAAUAGUGACUCUGGGAGCAGUAGCGGAGGUGGGGACGGGCGGGCCAGCAGCGGGCGGCGAGUGUGGCGUCGUCGGAAACUGACCAAAGAAGAUGACAUGUUACGUUACAAGUUGGAUCGUAUCCCUUUCUUAGAAGAGAAAGUGAGAAAAGUAAGGGAGAAUGGGAAGAUCGUAUGCCUGGACAUUAAUCAGCUAAUGUUAUCUCAAGAGAAUAGAUUUGCAUUCACCAUGGAGGUGGCUGAAGAAGCUAAUGCCUAUCUUGAGAAGAACAGGCAUGAAUAUGGGUUGAAGAAGCCUAUACUGCAUGUUCUCAGUGACCGCAUGAAUGAAGCUGGGUUUUCUCGGCCUGAGGGUUACCUUUAUCCUUAUCCUAUCAAGCCUGGUCCUUAUUUCAUUAAAGAGGAAGGAAACUGA